Molecule: messenger RNA, 14796 nt
Organism: Xyrichtys novacula (pearly razorfish)
Lineage: Eukaryota; Metazoa; Chordata; Actinopteri; Labriformes; Labridae
Source: the annotation of a GenBank genome assembly
AUGCUAUCAUCGAUUUAUAAUAGGAUAUGGAGAGCUGCUGCUGGUCACACACUCCGGACAAGGUUUGUCACUGAGCUCAAACUUCUAUUAUUUUAUUUUUCAAGUGAUCUUUUUCCAGUUUUUGUCUUCCCAAUGUCAUCAGUGAUCUGCUUGAAUUGUCAAAAUUUCAACAAGACAGUACGAUGUCAAGGCUAGUAAAUAGUAAGACAAAAUAAACAGUCCUGUUAAUAAUGACAGGGACUGCUACAAAGAUGUAAACUUGGUUGACAAAAGGAAGAAGGUUUCAUGCCCUUCAGAAGAUGAUUAAAGGACAAUUUUAUUAACUCUUAAACAACAAAACUCUGAAAUAUUUUCCUUCAUUUUCAUUUUGCAGGUAUGAAACUGUUUAACAGAUGUUUGAGCCUAAGUUUCUUAUUAUAUGACACAAUGCAUGUUUGAGGUUUUGAGUCCAUGUUGUGUCUUGCUCUUUAUUUAUCUCUACUAGAGGACAUUGGCCCUGCAGAUUCCUGUCCACCUUUGAUGGACUCCCAGCUGGCCUGGCUGAUGCUGAGACCAUCUUUGCUUUAUCUUCAGGCCAUGGGAGGUGUGGGGUGGCAGUGGUACGAGUUAGUGGUCCAGCCUCUGCUAUAGCUCUGAGAUCGAUGGCAGGGCUUGCAGCCAGCCUUCCCCCUCCACGAACGGCCCUGUUACGCAGCAUCACAGACCCCGUGUCCAAGGAAGUGUUGGACCGUGGACUUGUCCUCUGGUUCCCAGGUCUGCUUCUUUGGAUAUGUGAUGUCUUUUAUUGUGUUUUUUUUUACUGCUUUGACUUAAAGUGAAUGGCUUUGGUUUGUACUGGAAGUGUCUCAUUAUAGUAUUUUUAGAAUAAUAAGAUGGUUAAAGUAACUGGGUUGCUGAAUAUUGUAAAGUCUAAAUCUGUAAGUGCAAGGUCUUAGACUGUUUUCAGUGACAGAAAUUAGUAGAUGAUCUGUUUAAACCUCACUAAUAUAAAGAGCUUUGUGUGCAUGUGAAGUUUUCUUGGUAGCAUCCAGCUGAAAUAGGCUUUAUGAAGGUAUCCUUUGUAAUUAUGGGCUCAGGUCCUGGUUUAGCUCAGCAUUUAAAACACACAGUCUUCAACUUUAGCAGCAUGUCAUCCCCGAGCCCCUGCACUCCCCAUUUACGUCUCUGUUCAGCUGUUUAACCUAAUAAAGAGAAAGUACCCAAAAACUCACUUUUGAAGGAGUGCACCCCGGUCACACAGUAUCAAGAUAACUAAAAGGUUCUGAAGCCUUGUUGUUUCCUCUCAUAUGUUCUCCCUCAGCUCCUCACAGUUUCACAGGAGAGGACAGUGUGGAGUUCCACAUCCAUGGCGGCCCAGCUGUCAUCACUGCAGUCUUACAGGCUUUAGGUAACAUGCAGAUAUCAUUUAAAGUAUGGUGCAAUGUUGUGUACCUUGAUCUGAGGCAGUAUAACACACUUGUGUUUACAUAUCAUGUGAAACUGCGUUAUUUAUGGAGUGUCACUUGGGUCUUCAGCACCAUGACUAAGCUGUAAGCCUGCACAGUAACUGGUACGGUCAUGUUGCUGUCCAUCACUUUUACUUUAGAAGGAAAACUGAUGCAUUGCGUUCCCAUUUCAUAGAUACUUAAAAAAUGUGCUGUGACAGCCAUGACAAUUCCACAGUGACUGUCAAGUUAAAUGUCACUGCAGUUCUCCAACUGGCCUAGCAGGGGGCAGUGUUGUAUAAAUUAGAUGUUGUUAAAAGCCAGAUGACCACUAAUUAUGGACUGAAUUGGAAAAUAAUCAGGGUUUUCUUUAAUAAAAUUGGCAGAGUAAUUAUUAUUUUAAAAGAAUAACAGUCGGUAGACAUUAAUGAGAUGGUAAACAUGAAAGUAAUAAACAAAAUUUAGCGACUGUAAACUAACCCUGACCUUUAAUUAUGAAAUGGUUUAGUGCUCCUGUCAUCCUCACCUAAUGAGAUUUGAAAAAUGGUCGUGAAAACAAUGAAAACAUCACCUCUGUAACCUGCUAAUCUGUUUUCAUUCUUGUGAACCCUGAGUGACUUUUUCACACCCUGUUUGAUCCUCCUCUGCUUGUGUGUGUGUGUUUGUUGGGUGCGUGAUGCAUGCCCACUACGUGCGUCGUGCAUGUCUCCUUGUUUGUACGCUCGGUGUGUGUUUUUGUGUGUGUGCCUCUCUCAGGAAGCGUGCCUGGCAUGAGGCCUGCCGAAGCCGGAGAGUUCACGCGGAGAGCCUUUCAAGCAGGGAAGCUGGGUUUAACAGAGGUGGGUCACGAAAAGCACACAGAAACCCACUGAGGCUGAUCUUUGCAGAAUUUCACGUCAAGGGCUUCUCACAGUAAUUUUGCGGGGUUGAUGUGGAAUAAACAGGGUCAGCACUUUUAGAGUCAAAAAUAUUUCUUUCCCUUUUAACAUAUCUUGCCCUUUGAACACCACUCUAGUUAGAGUGUCAGACAUUUAUGCAAGAAUGAAGCUUCUGGGCUUCUGUUCAUGGGGAGUUAUUGUAAAAGCAGCCAAGUGUGCAGCCUCAGGCUUGAGCAAAACUCUGUGCUGAGUAUGUUCUUACAACAUAUUAAGAGUAAAUUUAAGCAGCAGUAUACACCAUGCUGAUUUAUUUUAAUAAUGAGCAAUGAAAAUGUGUUUCUAAUUACAGGAUGAAAGAAACAAAAUGCCUCUUAAAGUAGCAAAUAUGAUCCCUUUGAAAAAGAUCAAAUCUUAUAUUACUGUAAUCAGCUCUUUUACACAAAAAGUGUUUGAAAGAAAAAAGAAGUGAAAAUUAUGAUAAAAUAUGCCUAAAAAUCACGUUUUUAAAUGCUUCUUAAAGGUGGAGGGGCUCGGGGAUCUGAUCCACGCUGAGACGGAGGCUCAGAGGAGACAAGCGCUCAGACAGAUGUCAGGAGAGCUAGGUCGUCUUUAUCAGGACUGGAGCAACAGACUCAAACAGGUACACCCGCCUGUAGUCAAUGUAUCAAUGAUGUUCACAUGUUCCAUCAUUUAGGAUAAAAAGAGAUGCCUCUGUUAAUUCCAUCAAGUCUGGAGCUCCGGCUGGGGGUGUGUAAACAGAUCUUAAAACGCUCUUUUCCUGCAAAUUUUACAUCAUUGCAAAAAAACUCAAAUACUUGAAUCACAUUUCCUGGCAUUGUUCACAUAAAUUUGAAUUACUCUUUUCAAAUUUACCGUCUCUUUGCACAGGGGAGUGUAUCAAGCAAGUAAAUCAAGGCUAUACAGUAAAGCAUUGAUAACCAUAAUCUAAAAUGCAAUGCCUUCCCUCAGAUGAGUGUUUAAUAUAUUUAAAAAUCAAUAACAAGUGCACAUAAAACAGCACAAAAACAACAUUACCAUAUAAAAAUGUAUGUGCUAUAUCAAUAUUCCCGUUUUACAAAUGAACCAGACUAGAUUGAUGUUGUUUUCUCCUGAUCAUCUGUUUCUGUACAAAAAGGACAUCAGUGAAAAAAAAAACAUUGCUCCUGGAUUGUGAGUAAGCUUGACAGCACAAAACACGGACCCAAUUCUCCCAGGAGAGACCCUGUCUAUGUUCAUGUCGACAUUUCCCUGAAAGCAGUGUUGUGAAACAGCCUGUCUGUACUGUGCUGCAGGUCAGACCUCGGCACUCUCGCACCUGAACUGUGUUUUCAGUCUUCUGUCUCUGCAGCUGCUUUACAACACGGGUUCUGAUGGGUUAACGUGUGGAAAUAUGAGGCUUCCUGUUUUCAUGUUGGUGUCGUACAGGUGUUUCUUUUCAUCACUGAGGAUCAAAAUAUUUAUCAUCAUAGUGUGUGAAAAUAUUCAUCUGACUUUAUCAACAGGGCUGGGGAAAUAACACAAGAUAAAACAGGAGGAUGGAAAUGAAACAUAACAAGGAAACUUAACUUCACAGAAAAGAAACCCACUUUGAAGUAAAUUUAACAUGUUUCUAAAUUAUGUUUUGAGGUGCAUCAGUCAAUGGGUUAUGUCAUUUUUUAAUGUGAAUUUCUUUACUUUAAACCAAUCUCAAGGUUAAGAUUAGUUUGAGUUUUAUGAUAACUGAUAAUGCAAAUCUCCAUAAAGUAAAGUUUAGGAUAUUUUCCAUCAGAUUAGAGUUUUUCCAUUAAUAUAAAAUUGAAUUCUCAGAGCUGUAGUUACAUGAUCAAGUUUUCUGAUUUGUUAAUAAAGUUCAUCACCUCGAUACACUCUGUGACUCUGAGAAAGCCGGGAAUGGAUCUUCUGUUCAGUCCGGUUCUGUCAGUGCCCCUGAGCUGAAUUGAUGCUGCUGACUGAGACUUUAAACCCUUAAUUUUGACUUCUAAUAAAAACUGCUCAAAGGCACUCAAGGAAACAAGCCAUUUUGGAAAGACACCACCUGUCUUUGAGCUGUCUUUCCAUGUUCAUUUACAUGAAAAACCGUUAUGAAGUUCUUUCCAUCACAGAACAUCUGGCUUUAUAUUAUGCUGGGUGGGUUAACCAUGAAUCAUACAAACAGCUGCUCUAAGUGUUUAUUGUGUGCCUGUCACCAAGGACAGCCACACAAUAAAGACACUGAUGGAUUCGGUGCAGCAGUAUUGUUUUUCUUAUCUGUGUAGUAUCCUGUGCUAUACACUGUAUGUAUAAAUAAGUGUCAGAGAGUCGGGUCAGUCUUUAAGUUCAGAUGAAUUACAUUGAAGGAAGAGAGGAACAAUAAGGUGUAGCACGCAGGAAAUGCUGAAUUGCAGGAUUUAUUUUUUUCCAUUUCUGCCUGAAUUUGGUGGCAGAUUGUGUUAAAGCAAAAGGAAACGAAGGAAGGAGGAGAAGUGUGUGGCAUGCCUGAGAGAAACAAAGUGAUGACAAAUCUAUAAACAAAAUUGAAUCAUGAUUUUGAAAUAGUAACUUGUGACCGUUCUAUCUUGAGCCAAAGGUUUAGAAAUAUCAGGAAAAAACAGUAACGCUUGAAUCGUAUAUUUAACUCUGACAUUUGUUCAGGUUUAUCACAACAGCAGGUCAUUUACUAAUGAACACUUCACUUACUGGGUGAAGACCAAAAACCAUCAGCGCUGUGAACUCUGUUGGAAAAAAGUACUUAAGUGGUCUUUCAGAUCUUUGGCUCCAGAUCCGACUGCUCGGUCCAGGAGAUCUCCCUUGAGAAAGCCAGUCAAGGUGCCUGUCCGCAGCUUCCCAGGACAGUUCCUAGAAUCCAUCCACACAAGCGUUUCUGCUGAACUCUGAUUUCUUUGAAUCCAGGAUAUCAGAAGUAUAUGAUCUGUAUCGUGUAAGGGGUCAAACCUUCCUUCACACACCGAAACAAUGCAGUUUUUAACAGUUGGCUUCCCACUUUAGUGAAUGGAUUUCAGUAUGGGAAUCUUAAGCUUCCUGUUGUUGUUGCUGUGUAGUCUUAUAUCUGGUGUUUUUGUCAUCGGAUGUCAAUAUGGGUGUGAUGGGAAGACUCGAUAGUUUUUCUCCUUAAUGCACAAGAUCUAAAUAAAUCUCUGAAGUGUUGCAAAAAACUUUGAUUCACGAUCACACCUGGAAAAUAAGUGGAGUUAGUGGUAUACGUUUUAAAGUUAACUCUAUAAUGAUCAUAUGUUGUAGACAUGAGUCUAUAAUCUAAAUCUGUCUGUAUCAGUAAUAAAAAGAACAAUUAAAAGUCUGAGAAGACAUAGUUAAAAAGGCAUGAAAUAAAUAAAACAAGGUUUAAACAGAGUGAGACAGCUUUAGAAAACAACUAUAAAAGUUAGAAGGUCAGACCUAAAGUGCUUUGUGUGCUGUGGGCAAGAUUUAGACCAGGUGAGUUCUGUGCCAGAAAGUCAAGCCCAGUCCUCCAGUCAGUCCAGCAGUAAAUCAUGGUCAGCUGUCAAAUGCAGCUCUGAGAUCCAGCUGCACUAAGACUGAAAUUCUACCACCGUUCUCAGCCAAAUGUGACCGAAAACCUGAUUGGAAAGUUUAUUGGAAAUCAUCUUUAACUGUUCAAAAAGUGCUUUUUCAAUUAUCUUAAAAAUGAUAGAUUGGAUAUAGGCCUAUAGUUGUUCAUGAGGGUUUUUUCUCCAGGCUUUCUGAGUGGUUUUGGACAGAAUCAAAAUUUAACUCAAAGCCUUUCGAAUGAUUCAACCCUGUAAGUUUCUCCUCACUCAUUUAUUGUGUGCUGAUUGCUCACCUUUUUUAAAUUUAACUAGACAGUAAAAAAACAAACAUUAUACAGCUCAACAGAGACAGAGAUGAACAAAAGGCACAGUUAUCAAACACUGCAUACUUUGAGUCAUUUAGUGCGUAUACAUCAAAAGUAGUCUUCAUAGUUUGGAGCAUACCUCACAUAGACCAUAAAGUGGUAGACGUAUUUACCUGUUUAAAGGUGGUCUCCUUUUUUGUGAAAUCUGCUGUUUCAGUGUGUUUCAGACUGGUCAGGAUGUCUGAUGGAAAAUGCUGCUCUGUCAUGUUGUGUAAGAGCCCUGCAGGACAUCCACUAUAUUCUUUCUUGCAAGAAUUACCAGUAUGUUCAACAAUUUUCUGUGUGGACACUAGGGGUGGGGAAAAAAUGAAUUCACAUAAGCAUCAUGAUUUUUUGUUUUACAAUUUUUAAAUCGAUUUGUAUGUUCAAAAAUUUUUUCAAAUUUAAGAAUAAAUCUUAUAUAAAAAAUAAAUCUAAUAAAAACUGACUUAUAUGUAAUGUGUAUUUUGGGGGGAAAAAUGGUUCCUGGAAUAGUCGGUAGACAAUCAUAAUCAUUCAACUUUUUCACUGGUAAAAAUGCAGACUAAAAAUCGAGAAAAUCAACAAUAUCGUAGAAUCGCAAUUCAAAUCAAAUCGGCAUCCAAAAAAUCGUAGAAGAAUCGAAUUUGGAGAAAAGCAUAUCGUCCCAGCUCCAGUGGACACGGGGUACAAUGUAAGCUUAGUUCUCAACAGUUUCUGGACCUCAUAGAGUUUUUAUUCUGCCUUUUGAGCAUCAAGAGGAGCUGUGGGCUCAGAUUUUUACAGGUUGUCAAAUGUAACUCUCAUUUUUAUUUAAUUAAUCAUGUCUUUCUGUCUCUCCUGUGUCGCUUUGUGUCUCACAGAGUUUGGCUCAUUUUGAGGCCUUCAUAGACUUCAGUGAAGAUGAGCUCAUUGAGGACGGGGUCUUAGACCAAGGUAUGUAUACACUCUGUUCUCUGUGUGGGGAAAAAACAAGGGAGCAGUCGUCCCCUGGGUUCUGAGAGGGAGAUGAAGGGGGUCACGUAGGGUUCGGUUUCUCUCCGAAGAGAGAGAGAGGGGGUCCAGCUGGCUUUCCUGUUUGGAUCUUCAGCUGUCCAUCGUGCAUCUCUGUAGGGAGAAGUCGUGGACAUGGAACUGCUCUAAAGACAAUUUCCUUUAGGAAGUGUGGACAGAAGGCCAGAGGGACGGUGGAGGCAUUCGUCUUACCUUCAAAGCCAACCUGACACGUCGCUCACAAGAAUAGUGCUGUCAGCAGCAGUGUACAGUCCAACUGUGUGUGUGAGGGAGAUUGUGAGAGUGUGUGUGUGUGUGUGUGUGUAAGGGAUGUACCCCCUGAGACUGUCGCCUACUGUCUGGCUCUCCUGAAGCCUCAGAUGUUCUGAAGUUUGGACACAAAAAGCCUGGGAGCUUUUGUUUAUGCUCGUGGCACGAAAUGAGGGGCUCACACCCCGAAGAGGAGGAGAAUAAUCGGCUGCUUUCUAAAAUUAGAAAAUCGUCCUUUAAGUAGUUCACUAUUUAGAAUAAUUAUUUACUUUCAAGUCAUAUCUGACGCUGUCUUAUGUUACCCAAAGUUGAAUUAUUUGUUAUGCAGUCAGGAUUCUCACGAAAACGAAGGAUGUAUCCCUUUUUAAGAGAAAUAACGUGCCUUUGAUGAACUAAAUUGCCAAAAGCGUUUUUCCGUUUUAGUCACAUGCGGAAAGUAACAAAUCUGUGACCCAUUUUUUGGUCUAGACGGAGGUUGUCAGUCAUCACAGGGUCGGCUUUUUCCCUUCAAAAGGACGUAAUAUACACAUUUUUUUACAAGGCCAUGAAAGUGAAGUUUAACAAGAAACCUCCGUCACAUCCUGUUCCUUUUUCUGUCUUUAUCUCUUUCUCGACACCCCCCACCCCCACACCCCUCCACAGUGGACAGAUCAGUGUGUGAUCUGCAGGCAGAGAUAGAGCGACACCUGAAGGAUGAAAGAAGGGGCGAGCGGUUACGUAGCGGAGUCCAGGUGGUGAUCGCGGGAGCCACCAAUACACACACACACACACACACACACACACACACACACACACACACAAACAAACAAAUCUUGCAGGGAUUAAGAUUAAAAUAUGACGUACUAUCUCCUAAAUACAGACCUUGAUACGGCUGUCAGCCACAGUUAGGGGAAGAAGAAGAAGAAUCUUUCUAAGUUGAAGCACCAUGGACCCACCAAGUUUAGAGAAAUGUGACUUACUCAUUAGAAUGCAAAUGCCAUCUGCAUGGAGAGAAAGUGAGAAAAAUUCGGUUUCUGGACUAGACAGGAUUCUGUGAACAAGCAGCAGUCUGAUUCUAAUCAAAGAAUUAUGAAUCAAACCUGAAGGGUUCACGUUAAAAUCCGAAGAAACAUUUAAGACUUGUUAUUUUUCUUUAGAGUUAUUUCUUCUGUAUAAAUAUAAAUAUAUAUGAAUAUCUAAUCAAUGUUGAAAAUAUGAAAUUGUGGCAUUCAGAUUUCUCCGUCCGUCUGUCAUGUUUCCAAGUUUGGUGCCGUCCCGGUGGAACUCUAUUGUUGAUUAUAUGGAGGGGUCUGUUUGUUUAACUUGUUCUGUUCUUAAAAUGUUUAAAAUAACUUAACGUAAACUUUACCCAAAGAAACUCGGCAGGGCUUCCGCACAGCUUCCCAUCAAAAUAAUAGACGUAUUUAUCAAACUAGAGAUUAGAUCUUGUUAUCAUUUCCUGUUCUCCCCUGACGCCUGCGCUCACACCAAGUUUGACAGACAAGUCAUAAUGAGCUCGCAGCCUCGUGUCCCGUGUGACGACAGGCAGGGUUUGCACCACGUCUGAAAAUACCAUAGAACAUUUGCAAUAAACACAUCACAAACUGUUGAAGUUAUUCCUGUGAAUAAGACAAAAUACUCUCUGCAAACAAUCCCUAUAGUCUCACUUUUCAUACAUUAAUUUUACCUACUUGAUCAUUUUGAUGUCUGAAAAUACCAUAGUAGACACUUUUAACAAAUUUAAGAGACAUCAUGAUUUAUCCUGAUAUUAUUAAAAGGAAACAUAAACAACAGAUGGACAAACACUGGUGUGUUAUAGAAAAUCUGCACUGAUUAAUAUCUGUUUUCUCAUACAUUAUCAUUAACUUAAACAAGAUUACAGGCACAUAGCUUAAUUGACUCAUAUUGUGCAGCUGAUGUGUCAGACAGUUGAAAUCAGUAGUACCUUUAUUUUCAUGUAAAUGAGUGAAAGUAAAUGUAAACUAACCGUGAUGUAGUUUAAACUUAAUGACCACCUUUUAGCUCUGUGUUCUCAAUUUAAAAUCUCAAUAUCCUUCUUUAGAAGACACACACAUUAUAAAUAUAUUUAUAAUGUGGUAUAAUCACGUUAUAGCACUGUAUAGUUAUCAACACUCAAAUGAUCGUAAUACUUUAUGGCAAUAAUCCUACUCACUUUAUAAAGCAUUUUAUCAUGACUUAGAAGGUCAGGUAUUAUUAUGUGUUAUAACUGUUAACAACUGACUGACAAUGCACACAUAGAUAAUGCAUUGCAACUGUUGUUAACGGUUAUAACACAUUAUAAUACCUGACCUUGUAAGUCAUGAUAAAAUGCUAUAUAAUGUGUUGUGAUUAUUGCUAUUAUUAUCAUAAUAACUAUAAUUAUACAGUGCUAUAACGUGAUAAUAAUGCAUUAUAAAUAUAUUUAUAAUGGGUUAAAGAGAGAGGUGUCAAAUAAAGAGUUACCUAUAUUUUUCCUAACACUUUAUUUAUUUUUAGCUAUAUGUGUUACUGUAAUCAGUUCUGUUGCAUCACAGCAAAAAUGAUUCCUGGUCCGAUUCCCAGCUGGGGCUGUUUUCUGUGUGGAGCUUGUACAUUCAUGCCUGGGUUCCUUCUGGAUCCCCUCAGGUUAAUUGGCAGUUUACUCCUGUAGUCACGGGUUUUCUUUGAUCCUCUGUAUCUGUGUUAGUCCAGUGUUCACUCUGCCUUUUGUCGCAUGGCAGCCGAAGUAGGUUCCUGCCCCGCUGUGACCUGAACUAGAUAGGCAGUGGAUGGAUGGAGAGGUGGUUUGAGGAUCAUUUUCUUUGCUUAUUACACUAGCUCAGCAAUAUUCAUUGAGCCAAUAAAGCUACAGGAGAAGAGGAAAACAAAGUACUUUUCUCAUUCAUCAAGGCUUUGUUUAUACCAGAGGCACCAUUAAGAGGCAGCUAUCAGUUACAAUGACAUGGAGUAAAUUAGAAAAACACCGAGAUAAUUAAGCAAUUAAUCUUAAGAGCAGUGAAAGUGCAGCUGAAAUGAUGCACUCUUUACUGCUGUUGUAGACAUGUUUGCAUAAAAAUACAGUGCUACAGUUACUGCUGUAAGUUCAGCACUUUUUAUAUAACAAAUAGUGUUUGUGUAUCCAGUGGUCUGUAGGCUGAGGACAGUGUAAAAGUGUCAAAAGUUUGGGAGAGAUUCAGAAGUGUUUUUUUAAAUCCUCAGGUUUGAUUACCGUGAUUUUAGUAAUAAAAAAAAAACAAAAACAGCUGGUUUUCAUACAAAUUUAUUUCCAGGCCAGAGACCUGCAGCCAUUGUGUCUCCCAUCCCCGGCACCACCAGGGACAUAGUAGAGACAGCGCUUGACAUCGGUGGAUUCCCUGUCCUCCUGAGUGACACAGCCGGCCUCAGAGACAGCCCAGACCUGGUGGAGAGGGAGGGGGUCCGCCGCGCUCGGGAGAGGUAAGGAGAGGAAACUCUUUAUUAUAAAUAAUCAAAGAAAUAAAAAGUUUUUUUUUUUUCUUUAAGAGAUUUAAUGAGGCGGACAACAAAACAGAAGUAAACUGCUGCGUCAGCAUCUGUUCACAUGUUUAAUAUAAGACAGGACAAAUCAGCCUGAGACUGUUGGAAAAAGACCUCGAAAACAAAGAAAGGAAGAAAUAAGUCAAUGCUUUUUCCCCCGCACAUGAUGCUGGAGUCUUGUAAUGUCUGAGCAACAUCCAAAGUUUAUACUAUUGCUGAGACAUGGUUAUAAAUACACAGGACAAACACUCUCAGGAGGUUGCAUAAUGAAGAGCCUCCUUUCCUCAUUUUUACCAUUCUUCAUGUGUGGUGUUGAGAAUGGACGUAUACGGCCAUUCACCUGACAGCUGCUUCCACUGUUUACACCAGGGAAAAAAAAGGUGUACUCGUAGGGCUUUUCAUGACUGCUGUAUCCCACAUAAAGAGGCAAACAAAGGCACUUAUACACGUUAGUAAAUCACAGACAUGUUUAAUCAUGAGUUCAGUGUUAGAGGAGAAAUGGAGGAAAAGAGGGAGGCCAAGCAUCACACCUUUUGAUGGAUAAUAAAUUCCCUGAGGAGUGAAAAUUGAAGUGUUUGUGUUUUUUCAGUUUUUUUUGACAGAUGCAAAGAUAGGCAGAAAAAGUAAUGCAGUUUAUAGGACUUAGAGUUAGUUUGAAACAGUUUUAUGGUGACAUGUCUGAUAAUCAACUACAGAAUUUAAAGGAGUAUUCAGUAUAAAAUAUGACUGUUUGCAAUUUUUUAAUGGCUGUUGACAAGAUGCAAAAGCAUCUGAAGUUACAACCUCGUGUUACAUCACUGCAUGUUUUUAGGGACUGAACUAUUUUUGGUGGUGGAAGAUGUAUGUGGGCUCACUGCCUUUCUUAAAAAAAGAUGCUGCUGAUUGUGGAUUUUGUCAUAUAAAUACAUCAUGACGCAAGAGGGUACAAAGGAAAAACAUUCAUGAAAGUCAACAUGGGAACGUGACAGAGGUAGAGAAAAGGUACAUUUUCAAUGCAAACACUCUGCGAUUCUUUCUCUGUUUGUUUGAGUUAUUUGGGCGACCUGGUGGCUCCAUAGGAAGGGUGGGCACUGUGUGUUCUUAGGGGGACUUUCUGUGCAGGGAGCAGGUCAGGGGCUCGUGACCUGGGUCACUACAGGAAGGACGUGGUAAGUACAAGCAUCCGCUGCUGCCGCUGCUACUCCUGACGUCCCUGUGGGACGAGGUGCAGGAGUGCAGAGGGUGUUUCAAUCAGAUGAAUAUGAUAUAUUACUGAUGCCCUGAUCCAUGUUCCUCUUCUGGUAAGAUAUUAAAUAUUAACAAAACCAGAAGAAAAACUUGAUCGAUCUUUUACAGGCUGACAUCUUUAUUCUGUAUAUUCAUCAGUACCAGUCGGGCUUAACCUGCACUUAUUUACAUUUACUAAUUUGGAAUUUAUACAGAGUGCAGGUGUCACUAAUGUAAAUGCAAUAAUUUGGUCAUAAAACAGAUACGACUGAGGUUUGGGGUUAUCUCAGUGAUAUGAGAUUUUCAACCUAAGGGGUCAUGGAUCUCUGAAUAAGACUGAUUGACGUGAUGAAGUGUUCAACACUGAGGAUGACAUAAUGAUGAAGCAGAGACCACUCAGUGUUUGGGGUUAAAAACAACUGGUCUGUUGGUUUAAAAAUGAUCCAUCACACACAUCUCAGUAUGUGCAGGCUUGAGGCAGUGGAUCUGUUGCUCUUGAAAAAAUAGAUGGUGUACCUCAGGGCUCUCUAUUAGGUCUACUGUUUUUUUUAUUUUUUAAUCAAGGUUAUAAUUUUGUGGCAUCAUAAUUGGUCUAGAGCCAUUCAAUUUAUUUUUCAAAGGGAUGUUGCCCCUCAGAGUGUACUGCAUAACAACAGAAAUGUAAACACAAAAUGAAGAGAAAAACACACACGUUUCUUACAGUCGAACACCGUUUGUGCAGCUGUUUGAUCUUGUUGCAAUGAAAAUGCGCAGGAUCCUGUUAUUUACUGCUCUGCUCUAUUGUAGUACCAGGCUUCCUGUCAUUUACAAAGUGCUUUUGAUACUAAACAAGACCCCCUCCUGUGGAGACUGUUAUCAUUGGAGCUUUGAGGUUCAUUACAAAUCGGAAGUUUUUCACUCUUCAUCGAGUUGGCCGGGAAAAGGGUUUUAGGCGUACAGUUCCUGCCAUCUGGAAUCUGCUUUUGGAGGAUUUGGGCUGGAUCUGGGUUUUGCCAUCCAAUUGAUCUUUUAUUCCACAUAGCGUUGCCAAUUUAUGAAUAUACCAACAAACAUGACAAAUCACAGGGUGAUAUAAUAUCACAAGAAUUAGGCAUGAUGAGUCGAACAACAUGUUUCUGGUGCUCUUAUCACUGCACCAGCCAUCUACCCAAUACUGAUAUUUAAUGACCUGCAGACUGUGGAUUUUAAUGUUAGAAAAUGCAAAUUUCUAAGCAAAAUGAGUCUUUGAUUUUAUGUUUAAUUCAGGUAAAACAUCAUUUUUCUUUCUGUUCAUCCAGGGUGGAGCAGGCAGAUCUGACUCUGGUGGUUGUGGACUGUUCUGAUCUCCCAGCUGACACACAACAGGCAGCAGACUUCCUUCAGGGACACAUCAAGACUGUUCUGCCCACCCAGGAGUCCUCAGAAACAGGUGAGACACUAAGUGUCAGAUAUGCCAUAUUUCUAAACCUCUAGAAGAACAAUAAAGAAAAGCCUAACUGUAAGGUUGAACAUAUAACUAAGAUUUGAAAUGGUCAAAGCUUGAGAGUUUGAAUUUUACUGAGACAUAAGGUGAUCAGUUGUAGCUGCAAAAUUUGAAAAUCCAGGAGUAACUCAACUUCUUUUGUAGAAAUAAAGAAGUGGUCCAGAUGUCACAGGCUGUAAAAACAGCUUAAAAGCAUCAGGAGAACUGAAAUAGAAACCUCUGAAAGUUUUUUGCCUCCAUUCCUCUCUAUAGAGUUUCCCACAGACAGGUUUCUCCUGGUGCUGAAUAAAACAGACCUGUUGCCAGAUGAGCAGAAACAGAAGCUGGACAGAGAGCUGAGACGGGUCCCUGGACUCCCCUCAAUGAGUCUGAUCUCCCUCCACAGCAAUGAAGGACUGCAGGACUUUCUCACAGAGCUCCAUGGCAGUGUCAGAACUCUGUGAGUGAACACAACUCAUGUUUUUUUUUUUGUUACUUCUCUCUUUAGCUGCAAAAAGUUAAUAAUCGCAUAAACAUUUCAGUAAUUUUUCAGGCAGAAAUGAAAAGUAUCUUCUGGUUUCUGCUUCUUACACAUGAGAAUUUGUUACUUUACUGUGUCAGUCAAGCAAAUGUUGGAGUUCAUUGCUAUAAGUUUGGAAAUAAUCGAAGCUGAAUCUUUGGGCUCUGGUUGUAAAAAGGUUUCGUAAAAAUUAAUUGUCAUUUUGUAUGAAAAAUAAAGUAAUGGAUUCAUGUGAAAGAUGUUUUUCCUCAUAAUCAGCGACUUUAAAAAGUGUGGUCGCGGCCCUACUUUGCCCUACUUUCGCUCCUAAAGUACAGGUUUUUGGGUCAGAUAUUAUAUGGGUCACUGCGUCAUCUGGGUUUUGAAAUCCCACUUAAGGGCACUUAAAAAAACAGGUUUGUUUUGCAACAUGGAGUUUUAUAAGUGGGGGUUUAUUUUUUUUGUCAUAUUUCCCUCUUUUCGAGUGAAAAAAGAAAAACAAUAUGUGUUGAUUGUUCUGGUUCAUUUUGUUCUCCAACAUCCUCUGUAGGUGUGGUGACCCUCUGUCUGGUGCCCCCACCCUGACCCAGGCCCGCCACAGGGCCCACCUGCAGCAGUGUUGUGUAAGGCUGGCACAGUAUCACCGGUACCGUGACACUGACCUCGCUCUGGCCGCUGAGGGGGUCCGGUUGGCUCUCACCAGCCUGGGCCGGAUCACCGGACGGGUCGGGGCGGAGGAGAUCCUGGAUAUCAUCUUCAGAGAUUUCUGCAUUGGGAAAUAG